This is a messenger RNA of Suncus etruscus (white-toothed pygmy shrew), 3835 nucleotides long. It is a transcript of the gene ADAM11, whose product is annotated as ADAM metallopeptidase domain 11. The record is from RefSeq and is a predicted model, not a curated record. The transcript has 27 exons. Gene Ontology annotation, biological process: proteolysis. Bases 68 to 2386 code for a protein of 772 amino acids. NCBI's taxonomy places the organism in Eukaryota, Metazoa, Chordata, Mammalia, Eulipotyphla, Soricidae. Gene Ontology annotation, molecular function: metalloendopeptidase activity.
CGCCCGCCGCCCGCCGCCCGCGCCGCUCGCAGCCGCAGCCCCCGGGCCCGGGGAUUAUGCUCGAGCCAUGAGGCGGCUGCGGCGCUGGGCGAUCGCGGCGCUGCUGCUGCUGCUGCCGCUGCCGCUGCUCCCCACGCCCGGUCUUGCAGCUCAGGGUCCUGUCGGAGCGCUGCGCUGGCGGGGGUCCCCCCAGUUGGGGAACCCGGACACCCCCGAGGUCACUGAGCCCAGCCGGCUGGUGGGGAAGAGCUCCGGGGGAGAGGUCUGGAAGCAGCAGCUGGACACCAGGGUCCGCCAGGAGCCGCCCGGGGGCCCGCCUGUCCACCUGGCCCAGGUGAGCUUCGUCAUCCCGGCCUUCAACUCCAACUUCACUCUGGACCUGGAGCUCAACCACCACCUCCUCUCCUCCCAGUACGUGGAGCGUCACUUCAGCCGGGAUGGACCCACCCAACACAGCACUGGGGCCAAGGACCAUUGCUACUACCAGGGGAAGCUCCGGGGGAACCCUCACUCCUUUGCCGCACUCUCCACCUGCCAGGGGCUUCAUGGGGUUUUCUCCGAUGGGAAUUUCACCUACACCGUGGAGCCCCGUGUCCUGGUCGAGUCUCAGGAAGUCCCUCAGGGACCCCUCCCACACCUCAUCUACCGGACCCCUCUCCUGCCAGCCCCCUUCAGUUGCAAGGAACCAGGAUGCCUGUUCACUGUCCCUGCCCAGUCCCCUGCAGAACUGCCGAGGCUGCGAAGGAAAAGGCAGACCCGCCGGGCCCAUCCCACCGUGCACAGCGAGACCAAGUACGUGGAGCUCAUCGUCAUCAACGACCACCAGCUGUUUGAGCAGAUGCGUCAGUCAGUGGCCCUCACCAGCAACUUUGCCAAGUCCGUGGUGAACCUGGCAGACGUGAUGUACAAGGAACAGCUCAACACCCGCAUCGUGCUGGUUGCCAUGGAGACGUGGGCAGAUGGGGACAAGAUCCAGGUUCAGGACGACCUUCUGGAGACCCUGGCCCGGCUCAUGGUCUACCGGAGGGAGGGACUUCCUGAGCCCAGCGACGCCACCCACCUCUUCUCGGGCAGAACCUUCCAGAGCUCCAGCAGCGGGGCCGCCUAUGUGGGGGGCAUUUGCUCGCUGUCCAGGGGUGGAGGCGUAAAUGAGUACGACAACAUAGGGGCCAUGGCGGUGACGCUGGCCCAGACGCUGGGGCAGAACCUGGGCAUGAUGUGGAAUAAGCACCGGAGCUCAGCAGGUGACUGCAAGUGUCCGGACAGCUGGCUGGGCUGCAUUAUGGAAGACACUGGGUUCUAUCUGCCCCGUAAGUUCUCUCGCUGCAGCAUCGACGAAUUCAACCAGUUUCUGCAGGAGGGCGGCGGGAGCUGCCUCUUCAACAAGCCCCUCAAGCUCCUGGACCCUCCGGAGUGCGGGAACGGCUUCGUGGAGGCGGGGGAGGAGUGCGACUGCGGCUCAGUGCAGGAAUGCAACCGCGCCGGCGGGAACUGCUGCAAGAAAUGCACCCUGACGCACGACGCCAUGUGCAGCGAUGGGCUCUGCUGCCGCCGCUGCAAGUACGAGCCGCGGGGUGUGUCCUGUCGAGAAGCGGUGAACGAGUGCGACAUCGCAGAGACCUGCACCGGGGACUCGAGCCAGUGCCCCCCGAACCUGCACAAGCUAGACGGGUACUACUGUGAUCACGAACAGGGCCGCUGCUAUGGGGGACGAUGCAAAACCCGGGACCGGCAAUGCCAGGCGCUCUGGGGUCGUGGGGCCGCUGACCGCUUCUGCUACGAGAAGCUGAACGUGGAGGGGACCGAGCGAGGAAACUGUGGGCGCAAGGGGUCAGGCUGGGUCCAAUGCAAUAAACAGGAUGUGCUCUGUGGCUUCCUUCUCUGCGUCAACAUCUCUGGAGCCCCUCGACUGGGAGACCUGGGGGGAGACAUUAGCAGUGUCACCUUCUACCAUCAGGGCAAGGAACUGGACUGCAGGGGUGGCCACGUACAGCUGGCCGACGGUUCUGACCUGAGCUACGUGGAAGAUGGUACAGCCUGUGGGCCCAACAUGCUGUGCUUGGAUCACCGCUGCCUGCCUGCCUCUGCCUUCAACUUCAGCACCUGCCCUGGCAGCGGCGACCGACGUGUCUGCUCCCACCAUGGGGUCUGCAGCAAUGAAGGGAAAUGCAUCUGCCAGCCUGACUGGACGGGCAAGGACUGCAGUGUCCACAACCCCCUGCCCACGCCUCCGCCCACUGGGGAGACGGAACGAUACAAGGGUCCCAGUGGCACCAACAUCAUCAUCGGCUCCAUCGCUGGAGCCGUCCUGGUCGCAGCCAUCGUGCUGGGCGGCACGGGCUGGGGAUUUAAAAACAUCCGCAGAGGAAGGUCUGGAGGGGCCUAAGGGCCACCUCCCUCCCUCUGAGGCUGGCGCCCACCGUCUCCACCCUGAGCUACGAGCUGCCUGCCGUGCCCAGCCACGGAGGGAGGCUCCAAGCAUAUGUCUUCCGGGCCGAGCCCUUCAGCCUUGGCCCUAUUGGGCUGGUGGGGGGGCCAGUGGCCUUCCCUGUCUACACCACCAGGGCGGACUGGGCCUGGAGGUCACUCCUGCCGGUCCCCUACCACGGCUCAUGCGGCCUGGCCUCGCCCACCUGUGUGAAUGUAGCUUCCAUCUCCGCGGAUCCCGCAGCCCAGAGAGAAGGGGCAGCUGCCAGGGGGCCGCCCGAGGAGGCCCCAGGACGGUCCCUGCUCAGAACCAGGCUGUGGGACCUGGGGAAGGGGCUGGCAUCUCCUCACAGAACCUUCAGGGAUGAGUGUCCCUCCCAGUGGCUGGGAUGGGGCAAGAGAGGGCCUGUGUGUUUUGGCUCUUUAGGAGAAAGCACAGGGGAGGCCAGGCCCUGCCCCUCCACCCGGCCUGCUGACUGACCGGAGACAAGGCCGAGUGUCGGUUCAAACCAAAGCUGCCUGCGCCGUGCCCCGGGCCAGGGGCAGGUGACCACAUACAUGUCCACGCUGACCCCCCUGUGGCCUGCCAGGAUGAGGAUGGUGGGGGUCCAGAAGACAGUCCCUGGAAUAAAACGUCACCUUCCCUCUUCAAGAAAGGUGACGCUGGGGCCGACUCAGGGUUUAGGUACCUCUAGUGUGGCCCAGAGCUCCUGGCUGGGUCAUUUUUCCCAGGGAGAAAUGUGGGGCAAAGAGUGUCUUAGAGAGUUAGAGAGAAGCAGAUUGGAUCUUAGGGACGGUCCAAGAUUUCUAGAAAAGUCCCCCAGGCACUGCACCCCUUCCUCAUUCCAGGACCAAGUAGUGGUUUCCCCAUGGAAGCCCCGUCCCCAGAGACAGAAGGGGGCACGCCCUCUGAGUGCCACCCCACCCCUCUCACUAGGGAAGGAGCUCCAGCUGGUGGGACCACCGGGUAGAUGAAAGCCCCAGACCGGAGUUGGGGUUCUGGAUACCCCCAGGACUUUGCAGCUGCUUCAGCCCUUGUCACAGGGGGGGCAGGAUUCCCUGAUGAUCUCACCACCCUCAGGGCAAGCAGAGUCUGAGCCCCAUGGACAGACACGGACAGGUGCCCACUCCUGGGGCUCCUCAGAACAUCAUGGCACUGCCCGAGUGAGGAGUGGGCAGACCACCCCUUGGUCAGCCCAGAUGGAGACUCACGCGGUGGGGUACAAGCAGAGUGCACCCUCCAGGGCCCCGCCCGAGGGCUCCCUGCUGUCUCCCUGUCCCCCUGGCAGGGCCAGAGGCAGGCAGGAACCGGGGGCCCCCAGCAUCCUGUAAAUAUGUCCUGGGCUGGGCCUGGAGCAGGACAGGCGCUUUGAUUAAAGAUCACGUCCUCCAGCUUCCGCGGAGCUAA